AUGGAAGCUAUCGUAAAACAAUGUAAAAAGGCAUGUCCCUUUUUACAUAAUUCUACUACAGCCACUCUUAGUAAACUUUCACGUAUGCCAGCUCCAGCUGGUUUUGCCUUCGAAGUAAGCGGUAAUGUUCGAGCAAAUGCUUUGACUACCAUGGCACAAAAAUGCCCAGUUAUGGGAAAAGCAAUGGCAAUUCAAAGCAAAAGUUAUUUGCGUACUUCCGCCAGAUUAGCGAAACAACCUACCCUUCCCUUGAAACAAGCUGCUUUAAUUAAUAAUGAAAACGAAGCACGUGUUGCCGCUGCCGUCAUGGCUGCUUUACAUCCAACAACCCAUUCGACUCAUUCUAGACCAUUCGAUUAUGAAACACUUUAUAAGUCUGAAUUAGAAAAAAAACAUCAGGAUAAAAGUUAUAGAUAUUUUAAUAAUAUUAAUCGUCUCGCUAAACAAUUUCCGAAAGCUCAUACUGCUAACCUCCAAGAAGAAGUUACUGUUUGGUGCAGUAAUGAUUAUCUUGGAAUGGGAAGAAAUCCCUUAGUUCUAGAGUCUAUGCAAAAAACCAUGAACAAGUAUGGGGCAGGAGCUGGUGGUACUCGUAAUAUUGCUGGGAAUUGUAAUUUACAUUUACAACUUGAAACUGAAUUGGCGGAUCUUCAUCAUAAACCUGCAGCACUUGUUUUUUCUUCUUGUUAUGUUGCUAAUGAUGCAACAUUAAGCACGCUAGCAUCAAAAUUACCAGGAUGUGUAAUUUUUUCUGACGCAUCAAAUCAUGCUUCGAUGAUUCAAGGAAUUAAACAUUCAGGAGCGAAAAAAACGAUCUUUAAACAUAAUGAUUUACAAGAUCUUGAAACAAAAUUGCAAUCGGUUGAUAUUCGUAUACCAAAAAUUAUCGCUUUUGAAAGUGUUUAUUCGAUGUCAGGAUCGGUUGGACAUAUUGAAGAAAUUUGUAAUCUUGCUAAGAAAUACGGUGCAAUUACAUUUUUAGAUGAAGUUCAUGCUGUUGGUAUGUACGGACCUCGUGGAGCUGGUGUAGCUGAGCAUUUAGAUUUUGAUUUAAAUGCUCGUUAUCCUCAUGGAAAUAAUGGUGGCAUCCUUGAUAAAGUUGAUAUUAUUUCUGGUACUCUCGGUAAAGCUUUCGGGGUUGUGGGAGGUUACAUAGCCGGUUCUGCUGCGUUAAUUGAUAUGAUUAGAUCUUAUGCUCCUGGAUUCAUUUUUACCACCUCCCUUCCACCUGUUGUUGUAUCUGGUGCCAAAACUUCUAUUCAAUAUUUAAAAGAAUCUACAAAAGAACGCGAAAAACAACAACUCAAUACUCGAUUACUCAAAAGUCGCCUGGCUCAAUUAAAUAUUCCUGUGGUGCCAAAUCCUUCCCAUAUCGUGCCUGUACUUGUUGGUGAAGCUGAAGCUUGUAAAGUUGCUUCUGAUCAAUUAUUACGUGAACAUGGUAUCUAUGUUCAAUCGAUUAAUUAUCCAACUGUAUCUAAAGGAGAAGAAAGGUUGAGAAUUACUCCUACUCCUGGUCAUAAUGAACAAAUGACUAAUCAUUUAGUUGAUGCUUUAGAAAAUAUCUGGAGAAAGAAUGGUUUUAAGCGGGUUAACGAUUGGAAAAACGAAGGUGGUAGAGCUGGUGUCGGUAUUAAUGCACCAAAUCCUAAACCUAUUUGGACUGAUGCUCAAUUGAGGCUUGUUUCCGGUCGUGGCACCACUGAAAUUAAUCCUAAUCUUGUAUUUAAUGAUCGUGCAGCAGUCUCCGAAAAUAAUCCUCAGGUUAUGGGAAUUACUACGUAUUAA
Molecule: messenger RNA, 1788 nt
Organism: Funneliformis geosporum
Lineage: Eukaryota; Fungi; Glomeromycota; Glomeromycetes; Glomerales; Glomeraceae
Source: the annotation of a GenBank genome assembly